AUGAUGCUCAAGUCAAACGCACCAAAAUUCCUAUGGAACAAGGCAAUUGCAACGUUCUGGAUGACUCCAUUUGAGUCAUUUUGGGGCAAGAAACCAAAUGUUAGUACAUUAAGACCAUGGGGAAGUAAAUGCUACAUACUAGAUCAAACCAGAGAUCAAUCUAAGUUAGACACAAAAGCAUUCCAAGCCAUAUUUGUUGGAAUAUUGGAAGUUCAAGGCAAAAGCUGGAGAUACUACAAAUCAGGAUCAAACAGGAUAUUACACUCAAGGAACAUUACCUUUCCAAGAGUAAACACGGUUAGUGAAGAACCUGGAAUUGACCAGGAUUGGGGAGAUACAGUUGCUCUGCCCGCUGAGGGGGAGAUGACUCAUGCCAACAGCACUGCGGAACAACCAAAAGAACCUGCUAGAACAGGGGGAGUGCAUACAGUCAGCAAGGAAGAAAAGAGUGACUCAAAUGAACCUGCAGAUAUAAAAAGUGAGCCCAAGAUUGAACAAAAAGCAUCCAACAAAUCAACUAAACUCACUCACAAUAACGUACUUAAACCUUAUACUACUUGUUCUCACUCUGCUAUGCGCAUUGACCCUAGCGCAACUACAAAUGCACUACAACAACUCAAUGCACUCACGUCUGGAACCAACAAUGCAGGAGUCCAAACCUGCAGUUGGAAUCCUAACGUUGCUCCCAUCAAACUCAACAGCAUGCAAGGAGGGAUUACCCUCAAGAUCCAGUGUCAUGACCCAUGCCUUUGCUGGCAUGUCUCCUGA
This is a messenger RNA of Rhizoctonia solani, 768 nucleotides long. RefSeq names its product Retrovirus-related Pol polyprotein from transposon TNT 1-94. Lineage: Eukaryota; Fungi; Basidiomycota; Agaricomycetes; Cantharellales; Ceratobasidiaceae. Bases 1 to 768 code for a protein of 255 amino acids. The transcript has 2 exons. The record is from RefSeq and is a predicted model, not a curated record.